AUGGUCAAGCAGGUGCUUGCGUGGAGAAAAGACACUGGAGUGGAAGCAGAAAAGGUGUGGGAGGGAUUGCAGAACGUCAACGAGGGGUUGUCACAAGAGUUGGUCAAAUUGGCUGAGAGUGGAUCAAAGGACUACUCGGAACUCAGACAACGCAUUCAGGCGAUCAGACAUAGCAUCCGCGAGAUGAGCAAGCAGAGUGGAGUGCCGAUCGAACCACCGGCACAGACGAAACUACUGGACGCAUGUAGCGAGGUCGAGGGCGUGGUUGGCGGAGUAGUGCCCGGCGCAGGAGGAUAUGAUGCAGUUGCUCUGUUGAUCGAAGACGGGGAAGAGGUUGUUGAGAAGCUGAAGGAGCUCUUGUCUGAUUGGAAGAUCGAGGGCGAGACAGAUGGCAGCAUGGGCAAGGUUAGCAUGCUAGGAGUAAAGCAGGAGAUGUCUGGAGUCCGAGUGGAGCAGGCUAGCCACUAUGUGGAGUGGUCGGAGUAG
Molecule: messenger RNA, 486 nt
Organism: Aureobasidium vineae
Lineage: Eukaryota; Fungi; Ascomycota; Dothideomycetes; Dothideales; Saccotheciaceae
Source: the annotation of a GenBank genome assembly